Messenger RNA from Westerdykella ornata, 1580 nucleotides. Its product is annotated as GroES-like protein. Bases 464 to 1513 code for a protein of 349 amino acids. Gene Ontology annotation, molecular function: oxidoreductase activity. Lineage: Eukaryota; Fungi; Ascomycota; Dothideomycetes; Pleosporales; Sporormiaceae. The record is from RefSeq and is a predicted model, not a curated record. The transcript is spliced from 3 exons.
ACUCUCCCUCCCAUCAAACCCUUCCCUCGAGCUUAGAAAUCGUUUCUCUAAUCGCCAUUAACCCCAGAAUACACAUAGUAAUCAUCGGGCUUUUUUCCCGUCCUGGAUAAAAUCAAUCAGAUCAGACCUGCGUCACACCGCGAAAGAAGGCCCGGCCCCACGUCAUGGCCAUUAGAAAACUCCACUCUAGUAAUAGUGUAGUUGCUGGUAGCUUCCAAAGGCAGCAGAAAAGAACCUCCCAUUGUACCGGUAAUGGCAUAUAUAUAUUAGAUGCAAGGCACACCCGCAUCAUUUAUUCCACCCACGUUUUCGCAAUCUAUUCCAUCUAGAUCUCUGUCUCCGCCUACCUCAUCUCUCAAAUCUCUUUCCAUCCUUCCAAUUGAACACGGGAGCUUUGCUCAAACCCCUCCCCCCUCCUUUCAUUCUUCUUCAGUACCAUAGACCAAUUCCCAUACCGACCGCCAUGGCACCACCCACACACGCCAAACAAUGGACCGUCGAAGGCCAAAACGGCUUCGACAGCCUCAAACUCAACGACAAAGCGCCCCUCCCCCAAUUAGGCGAUAAAGACGUCCUAGUCAAAAUCCACGCCGCCUCCCUCAACUACCGCGACCUCAUCAUCCCCAAAGGAAAAUACCCCUUCCCGAUCAAAGACAACGUCGUCCCCGGCUCCGACGGCGCCGGCGUCGUCGAAGCCGUCGGCAAGCACGUCACGCGCUUCAAGCCCGGCGACAAGGUCGUCACGCUCUUCAACCAGGGCCAUAUCGCGGGCUCGCUGACGCCGGCUUCGCUGGGCACAGGUCUCGGUGGAGCCGUCGACGGCACGCUGAGGGAGUACGCCGCGUUCGACGAGCACGGUCUUGUCCAUGUGCCGCAGAAUUUGAACUUCGCCGAGGCGGCGACGCUGAGUUGUGCGGGCUUGACGGCGUGGAAUGCGCUAUAUGGGCUGGAGAGUAGGGCGUUGAAGCCCGGAGACACCGUGCUGACGCAGGGAACUGGUGGUGUUAGCAUGUUUGCGCUUCAGUUCGCCAAAGCCGCCGGCGCAACCGUCAUCUCCACCACCUCCUCGGCUGACAAAGCCGAACUCCUCAAGAAGUACGGCGCCGACCACGUCAUCAACUACAAGGAGAACCCCAACUGGGGCGAGGAAGCGAAGAAGCUGACUCCAGGCGGCCUGGGCGUCACCCACAUUGUCGAGGUCGGCGGUCCGACCAGCAUGGCGCAGUCCCUCAAGGCCGUCAAGAUCGACGGCGUCAUCUCCAUCAUCGGCUUCCUAGGAGGCUUCUCCAAGGACCAGCCUUCGUUCCUGGAGUGCUUGAACAAUAUCUGCACCGUGAGGGGUGUGCUCGUUGGGUCGAGGCUACAGUUCGAGGAGAUGAAUCGCGCCAUCGAGGCCAAUGAUAUCCAUCCUAUCGUCGACGAGAAGGUGUUUGAUCUGGACCAUCUGAAGGAUGCGUACGAGUAUAUGUGGGAUCAGAGGCACUUUGGAAAGCUCACUAUCAAGGUGGCCUAGGUCUAAGCAGACAGAAAUGUGAAGUAAUAUCUAGCCCAAUUGAAAAAAUAGACUCCGUUAGAACGUA